CCCGCGUAUCGUCGGUAGAGUUCUGGAAUUUUUACGAUUCGCCCUCUCGGGAAAGGAUCGCUAAAAUCGCGAUACACAAUCAUGAAUUUCUUUUCGUAAAGUUGUAGGAGGGCUCAUGAGCAAGAGAAGCGGCUCAUUAUCGUAUGUUUGUACAACUGGCGUGAGAAAAAGUCCUGCUCUUAUACGUGUGCGUUAGAGCCCCGAUCAAUCUUCAAGUUCACGAUCCCGCGCUUAUUUGGUUAAUUGGAUUUGUUCGUGAUUGAAUCCACGCUAAAUUGAUAGCGUUUCGACAAUUCUUCUCUCGUGAGAUUCAAGUCGGUGGUCACCUACGGGUGAACAGAGAUGGCCACCCAACAAAAUCUGCGUUUGGAUCCCUGGCUAAUCCAACCCAGAGAACUUGCAAGGUACAAAGAGCAAUUUGAAUCUUUAAAACCAAUUAAUGGUGUUGUUACUGGAGAUCAAGCAAAAGAAUUUUUGCUCAAGUCUCAGCUUCCACUUGUCAUUCUUGGACAAAUAUGGGCUUUAUCGGAUGCAGAUGCAGAUGGCAAGAUGGAUAUAAAUGAAUUUAGUAUUGCAUGUAAAUUAAUUACUUUAAAGUUACGUGGCUUUGAGAUUCCAAAAACACUCCCACCAAUUUUGGUGGAAAGUUUAAAAGUUCUUUCUAACGGUGAUAAUAAUGCGACAAACUUAACAAACGGAGCUGCCAAUAUUCCACAACAAAAUAAUGUCGCUUCAUUAGUGAAUUUAACUGGACCACCGCCAGUAUCGGUGCAACCCUUGAUUGGUGGAAUGCCCAUGAGUGGAUCUGUUCCACGUCCUCUUAUAGGUCCACCACCAUCAAAUGGACCACUACCAGGACAUGGAAUUAGACCUGCCUCACCAAUGACCUUGCCAGGAAUCGUGCCUUCUGCAAGUACUACUACUACUACUACCACCACUACCACUACUCCCAGUGGUGGUCCUCCUCAAAGACCUGCUCCACCCACAAAUAUUGGAGCAAAUUUUACUCCUGCUAUAAGUGGACCGCCGCCAAAACCUGCACCUCCUUCGUUUCCUAAUAGUCCUGUCGCGGCUGGAAUUUCACCCGUAAAAGUUCCACCUAUAUCUGCUGCAACGGUUGUUCCUCCAGUUCAACCAAUACAACCAAUGACUACUUCUGCUAUAGAUUUACUUGAUCUUGAGUUACCAGGUAUGUCCACAGUAGCUCCAAUCGCACCCUUAAAUACAAAUCCAACUCCAGUUGCUGCUUUUGGUAUGGGACAAACAAUGCAGAUGCAACCAUUAGGUGCUGGUAUGAUUGCUCCAAUUACAACUGGAUCUACUAUUGCACCAUCUGUUGCACCAAUACCUGCUGGGACUGGUGUGAUGACAUCUCCUCCAGUUGUAGGUUUACCAUUAGUGUCAGGACCCGCAGUAAGUGGUGCAUUAGUGAACGGUGUAAUUGCUCAGACACCAGUAUCUACAAGUACACCACUGAGUACAACAGCACGUCCACCAAGCAUAGAUAGAGUGGGUUCGAUUGAUUCACAGCAUAGUCAGCAUUCAGUGGGUUCGCCUCAGUCUGUAGAAUGGGCUGUACCUCAUCAGACAAAAUUAAAAUAUACCCAGUUGUUUAAUACUUGGGACAGGACACGGUCUGGAUUUCUGUCAGGUCCUCAAGCCAGAAACAUUAUGGUGCAGUCGCAGUUGCAUCAACGUCAAUUGGCGCAAAUAUGGGCGCUAGCAGACAUGGAUUCGGAUGGACGUUUGAGUUGCGAUGAAUUUGUGUUAGCGAUGCAUUUAUGCGAUAUAGCUAAAUUUGGUGAACAAAUGCCUAGCACACUUCCAAUAGAACUUAUUCCACCUGCGUUCAGACGUCAACGGCAAAGUAGUUUGACGCUGUCGCAGUCUGGAGCAGAGAAUGUGGAUCCAUCCGCUGGUAUGCCACAGACGUCCUUUGAAGAUAAGCGUAAAGAAAACUUUGAAAAAGGCCAAGCCGUAUUAGAACGGAAACGUAAAGCUCUGUUAGAAACUCAACGUAAGGAACAAGAAGAACGUGAACGGAAAGAGAGAGAGGAGGCAGAGAAACAAGAAAAAAUUAGACUGGAGCAAGAGAGACGUAGACAAGCAGAAAUUGAAAAGCAACUCCAAAGGCAAAAAGAGAUUGAACAGGAGAAAGAGGAACAACGAAAACGAGCACAAGAGCAAAGGGAAGCAGCACGAAAGGAAAUGGAGAGGCAACGGCAAUUAGAAUGGGAAAAACAGAAAUCGCAGGAACUUCAAACUCAGAGGCAAAAAGAGCAAGAUGUACUGCUUAAGUUGAAAGCAAAAAAUCAUACCCUAACUAUCGAACUUGGAACUCUUAAUGAUAAAGUGAAGGAGUUGUCGCAAAAGAUUUGUGACACUAGAGUGGGUGUCUCUGGUGUGAAAACGACCAUCGAUGGUAUGCGAUCAACGCGUGACGCACAGUUGCAAGAGAUGGCUGCCUUAAAGAAUAAACUUCGUGAACAGAACCAAAGAUUGUUAGCUUUGAGUCAAGAGAAAGCUCGCAUAGAAGCAAAGAACAAAGUUAACUCGGCCAUGGAAUCCGCAAAUCAGGAAGCUAUUAAAAUGGCGUUCGACAAUAAACAAAUUACUCUCAAACAAAUGAAGGAUAAGAUAGCUGAUUUGCAACAACAGAUUGAAACUAAGAUGGCUGAUAUAGAAAAUAACAAUGGUCAACUGCAAGAUAUUAAGACGCAAAUGAAAAAUUUGGCGACCGAUUGUAAGAAUCUUCAUGUUACGUUUGAAGAUAAAAAGUUAAAGGUGUUAGAACUUCGAGGUUGCGGUGUUGCUGGCACUGGUACCGACUACACCACAUCUGCGUGGAGCGAUACUGCUUGGAACGAUACUACAGGAACAGGUAACGAUUGGCCUGUCGACGAUGUUGCUACAACUAACGAGGUGGAAGAAACUACUCCAGGUGUUAUGAAAUACAGGGCACUGUAUGAAUUUGUAGCCAGAAAUCAAGACGAAAUAUCAUUCCAACCUGGCGAUAUUAUCUUGGUACCACCUGUUCAGAAUGCAGAGCCAGGAUGGAUGGCUGGAGAAAUUCGAGGCUACACAGGUUGGUUCCCUGAGUCUUAUGUGGAACCAGUGGAUGUUGGAAACGGAAACGGAAACGGAAACGAGAAUGCUUUUAUACAGCAAGAUAGUGUGGAAAAGAGAACAUUAGAAGGAAUCGCUGAAGUUCCUGAGAACGUAUCCGAUGCAGGAUCAUUAGGUGGUGAACCUCCUGUUAUCGAACCCAUCAUACCUACCCUUGGUUUGGGCACACCUUGCGAUAUACAAGUAACAGCUUUGUUUCAGUACCGCCCUGCGACAGAACAACAUCUUACCUUCGAGAAAGGAGAUAUUGUUAAUGUUAUUGAACAACAGGGUGAUUGGUGGUAUGGUACAUCUAGUACCGAAGCUAAGGGUUGGUUCCCCAAAUCAUACGUGAAAGAAAUUACUACUAAUCAAGCUGCAGUGGUUGAUGGCCUCAACGAGUACUACAUUGCUUUGUAUCCGUAUACCUCUGCUGAAGCUGGAGACUUAACAUUCAAUCAAGGAGAAAUUAUACUGGUCACUAAGAAGGAAGGGGAUUGGUGGACAGGCACUAUUGGAGAUAGGAAUGGAAUUUUCCCUGCCAAUUAUGUAGAAAAAUGUGAUGCUCCGGAUCAGGGUACACCUGUUGUUACUAACGCGCCUGAAACAAUCGCAACUAUUACAACGACUGCAGAUACAACCACAACUAGUAACGAAGCGGAUGUUUCAGUUGCCCAAGAACCAUUGCAAACGACAAAAACUGCUGAGCAGCUUGAAGAUGAAAGAGCAGCCGCAGAAGAUAGGGCAGAAUUGCCAGACUUUACUGCAAUGGCUGCACAGCAGUAUUAUAAGCGAGGAAGAAAACCUGAAAUUGUACAAGUUAUUGCACCAUACCAAGCUACUAGUUCUGAGCAAUUAGACUUACAAAAAGGACAGUUAAUAAUGGUACGCAAGAAAACUGAUAGUGGUUGGUGGGAGGGGGAAUUACAGGCACGUGGUAAGAAGAGACAAAUUGGUUGGUUCCCAGCAUCUUAUGUUAAGCCUUUAACCAGUAGCAAUCGAAGUACACCUGUUUCUCAUGGAUAUCAAGAAUCUCCUACAGAUCCAAGCGUUGAGCGUGUUAUGGCGUUAUAUCCGUAUCAGGCACAAAACGAAGAUGAACUAAGCUUUGAAAAAGGUGACGCUAUAAUUGUGCUUGCAAAAGAUGAGGCAGCAUGGUGGAAAGGCGAAUUGAAUGGCGCGUCUGGUGUAUUCCCCAGUAAUUAUGUAUCUCCUAUGUUUAAUGAGAUGACAACUGAUCUACCAGUGGUGGGUGGAUUGGAUUCAAUGGAAAGAAAACGUCAAGAAUACAUCAAAGAGCUUAUUACAACCGAGCAAGCAUAUAUAGAAGACAUGAGGCUUGUACACGAGGUUUUUGAGAAACCUCUUAUCGAAAGCCUAGUUUUAACCGUGGACGAAGUGGAUAAAAUAUUUGUUAAUUGGAGGGAUAUUAUUGCUUGUAACGACAACUUUUUGAGAACAUUGAGAAUACGACGCGAUAACAGCGAAGGGGAAGUUGUAAGAAUGAUUGGAGAUAUUUUAUGCGAAAAUAUACCGCGAAUGUCAGCUUAUAUCAGAUUCUGCAGCUGUCAAAUAUCUGCUGCUGUUUAUCUUCAACGAUUGACAGAGACUGUACCAGAAUUUGUUCAAGUUGCACAUACUUGCCAACAAGAUCCACGCACGAAAGGAAUGCCUUUAAGUUCAUUUUUAAUAAAACCAAUGCAAAGGAUAACAAAGUAUCCGCUUAUUAUUGGCAAAAUUUUAGAACACACUUCGGUUGAUCAUCCUGACAGACAGUAUCUUCAAGAAGCAUUGGCUAAAGCUGAAGAAUUUUGUACUCAGGUAAACGAGGGAGUUAGAGAAAAAGAAAACAGCGAUAGGUUAGAAUGGUUACAGACGCACGUGGCUUGCGAUGGUCUUGAAGAACAACUUAUUUUUAAUUCAUUGACCAAUUCUUUAGGUCCACGGAAGCUUCUACACUUUGGUAUACUUCAUAAGGCAAAAAGUGGAAAGGAACUUGUUGGAUUUCUCACAAAUGAUUUCCUGCUAUUUGCUCAGCCGUUACUUACCAAAAAAUCUGUCUUCUAUGGGCAACAAUUUUCAUUCGAUCGAAACGAACAUCAGAAAUUUAAGAUGUAUAGGAAGCCAAUAUUUCUAAAUGAAUUAUCGUUACUAGGAGAUUCAGACACAAAUGGAAACCUUAGCUUAAGUUGGGGCGAAGGUACAGAAAACUCGACCAAGAUACUCAGGUUAAGAGAUCAGAAGAAACCAAUGAUAUUGCUGGCACCAUCUUCGAGCGAAUGUUCCCUGUGGGUCAGAAGAAUUACCGAUGCAAAAAAGAAGUUUUCGGAAAAUGAGAAAACACGCUUGCAAAGGCAACGAUCGAAACAAGCGCAGUUCGGAGCGUGUGGCAGAAUUCUCGUUACAGUGCUUGAAGGCUUCAAUUUAAAGACAAUACCUGUUCGCAGGAGACCACCCGAUGGUAGACUUCGGUUAGUAAUUGAAGAAGCCGAGGAUCUAAUUAUAUCCAAAAAAGGCAAAUGUAAUACAUUCUGCAAAGUGAGUAUGGGUUCGCAAGAAGAGAGAACAGGUGUCGUAUCUGGAACUGAUUGUCCUUUGUGGGAUGCAUCGAUGCAAUUUCAAGUAAAGGAUUUACUUGAAGAUACUUUGUGUAUCACAGUAUUUGAUAAAGGCUAUUAUAGCCCCGAUGAAUUUCUUGGCCGAGCCGAAAUAAGGGUCGCUGACAUAAUGAGAGACAGUAGAGACUCGUGUGGACCUAUUCAGAAACGUAUUCGGUUGCAUGAAGUUGAAAAUGGAACCGUCGUGUUGAAGUUGGAUCUACGGCUGUUUAACAAUCGAUAAGUGGACGUUUGUUUACGUUUAUAGGUAAAUAAGAUUUUUCAAGUUUCUAAUGUAUAUUUUUGUACUUUAUACAAAGAAGAAAGUUCUUGCCUUAAUCUAACUGAACAAUUUUAGUAACAAUUGAUAAAGGCGCGACAAAAAAAACAUUUUUUUACAUAAGAUUAUUUAUUAUACUUUACAAACAUUGAUGAAUUGAUGUUACUUGAUACGUUUUUCUAGUAUUCAAGGCAAUUCUGAGAGUUAAUUUAUAAAACAAAGGUACUUUUGUUUAUUUUUUACAUCUUGCAUAUCGUAUAAAAUUCAACAAAUAACAAUGAUUACUUUGCUUCUUGUUGAAUUACAGUAUUAUGUAAUAAAUGAAUGAAUGUUUCGUACGAUGUACAUGGAGGAGUACAAUAUUUGUUAUUUUAAAGACUCAUAUUGUUAUUAUAGCUUUCGUAGCAUAUAACAAAAAAGCAUUUAUUUUUUUGUAUUAAAUAUAUUGUACAAAAUAUGGAGCAUUAAA
Molecule: messenger RNA, 6451 nt
Organism: Colletes gigas
Lineage: Eukaryota; Metazoa; Arthropoda; Insecta; Hymenoptera; Colletidae
Gene: Dap160
Product: intersectin-1
Exons: 37
Coding region: 343-5946 (1867 amino acids)
Biological process (GO): positive regulation of Rho protein signal transduction
Molecular function (GO): calcium ion binding; guanyl-nucleotide exchange factor activity; protein binding
Source: RefSeq, a predicted model, not a curated record